AAAAACAGACCAGGAGGGAAAGCAGAGCAAAAGCUAACUGAGGUGAUGCAACGGGCCCUUAUCCAAACAAGUGUGUGAACAGAGAUUCUUGGAAGUGCUCCUAGUCAAAUAUAAACCAGGAACGCUAACUCCCUUGGAAAUCCACAGCAGAGCAUGGGCAGAAGAUCCACCUGUCCUAAAACCUGCUCCCUCACCAAGCCCGAGGAGCACUGCCAUUUGGGAACUGACAACGCCUGCUGUUUCAAAGCAGUAAGUCCGCCAGGUAGGGAAUGACGGAGUUCUCUCUAUUGGCCUCUGCUGGGCUGAGCAGCUCUUUGCCCACUGUCAGAAACACCAGAACCUUAACUUCUGCUGAAAGAAGGUGAGGGGUUUCUGAGGAAAAAUGUGGCUGGAUUUUUGCAAGAAGUUUCUUUAAGCUUUUCCUGUCCCUUCCUAAGUACUAUUGCGUGCCUAAAGAAGUUUGGGACAGUCCCGGUCAACCAGCCUGUCAGUCACACUUCUAUCUUUAAUACAGAGACGUAACAAUGUUUGCUUCGAAAGUGACAUAAAUCACAAGCCAUCCCUGUCAUGUGAAUGCAGACAUCACAGUUGGAAGAAAAAAGGGUGCCCCAAAUAAAGAAGUCUGCCACAGAUAUAUGAAUUAUAAUACUGUUGGAACUGAAAGACAACAAGAUUCCACCUUCUGGAGCACAGAUUUCAUGGAUUCCAAUUCCAGCACUGUGGUUGUAACUGGUUUUGGUCCCUUUAGACAAUACUUGGUUAAUCCUAGCUGGGAAGCAGUGAAGGAGCUGUCCAAGAGAGGCCUUGGCAAUAACACAGAUCUCCGUAUCAUGCAGCUGCCGGUGGCUUACCGAAAAGCAAAGGAGCAAGUCUUCAAGAUAUGGACAACUCUUCAGCCACUGCUUACAGUUCACGUUGGGCUGGCUUCAGCCGCCGAAGGACUCAUCAUCCUCGAGCAGUGUGGGAAGAACAAAGGCUACCAAGAGAUGGAUGCUUGUGGUUUUCUCCCAGAAGGUGCCUGUUGUGUGCUAGAUGGCCCGGAAAAGAUUGAAUCUACAAUUAAUAUGAAGAUGCUCUGGAAAAGCAUUUCAGUGGAAGGAGUUGAUAUCAUCUCUUCCAGAGAUGCAGGAAGGUACGUCUGUGAUUACACCUACUACGCUUCUCUGUACUACGGCAAUGGAAGAGCAGCUUUCAUCCAUGUGCCUCCAUUAUCCCCAUCAGUAACAGCAGACUUUCUAGGAAAAGCAUUACAGAGCAUUAUCUUAGAAAUGCUGAAACAGUGUGGGGAGGGGACAGGGUAAGAUGGAUCACAGAAGAAAAAAGAGGAUUUCUCCAGGGAAACAAAAGCCUGUUCCUCAAGCAUCAUGUAAGAAGGACAACAGAGAAACGUAACAACACAGACAGCUGAUGAGGCUUUGCGCCACCACAGUGCCUUAUUUUAACCAGAGGAACUGGGAACACCAAGUUAGUGCCAUUUGUUUUUGCCACUGCCUUUUCCAAUGACUGUUGCAGGAAACUGUUAAGCACAUGCUGCUGGAUGCCUCAUCUCUGGACUGCUGCAAGGGUAAACAAGCAGGUUUUCCUCAAAUAAAGAAGUAAAUAGAAAGGCUUGCCUUAUUCAAGGGAACUACCUACUGCAACCCAGUAGUCAAGGUCCCAUCAGAAAAGGGUCCACAAGCUCAGUGUCACUGGAAAAUACCUUUGAUUUCAAGAUUAUGGCAGCACUGACCUCUGCUAAGAUUUACUCAGAGGAGCACAGUUAAAUGCAGCCUACAAGGGCAGAGGGAGACCAGAGGUGGUUUGCUCUGAGUUUUCCAACCUGUACUCGCUUUGCGUAAGGAGCAACAAAUUCAGAAGCAGGCAAAUGCAUACAGAAUUCUUUUAUUUAACUUAAAUCAUGUAGUACUGAAACUACUAGAAAAAAGCAGAGUAAGAGAAACUAAAGGAGCCUUAGCUUCAGCCAUUCAAAAUAGACAAAGUUUCUUCUUUUCAUAAUGUAAAGAAUCCCGAGUAUAUCGCAAUAACAGGAAUAAAUUCUUACAACAGAAUAUACAAAAACA
Pezoporus flaviventris is the source of this 2060-nucleotide messenger RNA. It is a transcript of the gene PGPEP1L, whose product is annotated as pyroglutamyl-peptidase I like. Gene Ontology annotation, molecular function: pyroglutamyl-peptidase activity. Gene Ontology annotation, cellular component: cytosol. The transcript has 6 exons. Lineage: Eukaryota; Metazoa; Chordata; Aves; Psittaciformes; Psittacidae. Bases 636 to 1301 code for a protein of 221 amino acids. Gene Ontology annotation, biological process: proteolysis. The record is from RefSeq and is a predicted model, not a curated record.